Cladocopium goreaui is the source of this 508-nucleotide messenger RNA. Lineage: Eukaryota; Dinophyceae; Suessiales; Symbiodiniaceae. The record is from the annotation of a GenBank genome assembly.
AGUAGUUCCGAUGGAAACUUUUCUAAGUGAUCCAGUGUUUAGUCUCUGAUGGGAAAACAGGUGACGCUUUGGGCGCUGCUGAGUGCAACAGCAGUUGCCAUGGUGGAGAUUCAGGGUUCAGACACCGUCUGGGUGAAGAGUGCCGGCGGUCAAAGCUGCGAAUUGGCAUGCAAGGCCAGAGGUGGAUGCAAGGAAGAUGUUUGGCCGACCACAUUGGAAGAGUUCCACGAGAUGCUGGCGGAGUCAGGAUACGUCUGUGUUGGCAUCCAACCGGGUGGUGCCAAGUACGAUCCCAGUACUGACGGCCGCUACUGCGGGUGGCAUGGUGAGAGCGAUUCUUCGCAACCACGAUGCGCAUCCGUCGGCGAUGCUGGGACGUUCAGGUUCUGCCCCUGCUAUGGAGACAAAGAACUGUGAGGCAGCAGAUCACUCAGCGCGAGUGGAGACAGCGCCCAAAAAGGGCCUCCCCAAAGCAGGGCAGAAACUCCAGGCAGAGUGGGGUCAAAAG